Molecule: messenger RNA, 6663 nt
Organism: Peromyscus maniculatus bairdii (prairie deer mouse)
Lineage: Eukaryota; Metazoa; Chordata; Mammalia; Rodentia; Cricetidae
Source: RefSeq, a predicted model, not a curated record
ACACACGAGGACAUUCAGGGGGGUUGUCUGUUGGCAGAAGAGGGCAAGAGAAACAGCCAGAGGAGGGAAGAGACGGAAGACUUUUGACCCUUGCUCUAUGUGAAGCAGUUCAGACGUAGAAAUGCAUUUGCGUACUAUGACCACUAUCCAGACUCAGCUGAAUUCUGCAGAUGGGGCUCAGUGGAUCGAACUGUCUCUACACAGCUGGAUGGAACUGAUUUGGGGUGUCAGGAAGCACCUCCAUAACGAAGGGAAGAGACUAGACUGUCCUGACCUGUGACUUGCCCUCUGAGCCUCUCUUCUUUGUCUGUUUCAGCUGUCUGCAGCUCCCCCCAUCAUGAACAGUACCCCAGGAGGCAUGCGGGAAGCUCCUGCCCCAAGCCACCGGCAGUGUCUCCUGCCCUCUGUGGCUCACACUCCCUCUGUCACCGAGGUGACGCCAGCUAAGAAGAUAACCUUCCUCAAGCGAGGGGAUCCCCGAUUUGCUGGGGUUCGCCUGGCUGUUCACCAGCGCACUUUCAAGACCUUCAGCGCCCUGAUGGAUGAACUGUCUCAGCGCAUGCCUCUUUCCUUUGGGGUCCGCUCUGUGACCACACCCCGGGGCUUACAUGGCCUCAGUGCCCUGGAGCAGCUGCAAGAUGGGGCCUGCUACCUCUGCUCCGAUAAGAAGCCCCCUAAAACUCCCAGAGAGCCAGGCCGCCUGCAAAGGAAAAGCCCCUCUGCUGGGCAGUCCCGGGGGCAUGAAGGUGGGCGUGAAGCUCCAGAGACAUCCUCUUCGUGGAAGGGCCCCAUGGCCCCAAGGAGGAUGACACUGGUGAAGAAUGGGAAUCCUAGAUGCCAGCAGACAGUGGUUCUGAGUCACAGGGACACCAGGAACCUGACGGCCUUCCUCAGCAAAGCCUCCGAGCUUCUGCGCUUUCCCGUGAAGCAGGUGUACACCAUCAGCGGGAAGAAGGUGGACUCUCUGCAGACACUCCUGGAUGGUCCCUCCCUGCUGGUAUGUGCUGGGAACGAGGCCUUCAGACGCCUGGAGAUGGAAAAUGAUGGAGGGAACAGGACCAGAACCUUCUCUGGUGUGACUGCAAGGAGUGAACGUGGCUGCUGGGGACCAAACGCCAAGCAGAGUGUGAUGCACUCGAGGGCCAGGUCAGGCAGAAGGCUGCGGCAGUUUUCCUUGAUGUCAGAGAGUGACCAUCCAGCAUCCGGUCAUCAGGCCUGGCCAGGGCCUGCUUUGAACAGGUGCCCUCAGGACACACCUGGCCCGCCUGGCUCCUUGGUGGCUGCUGAUGAUGUGGAGAAGAAGGUCUGCAUGAAUGAGGAUGGCAGCCUGUCUGUGGAGAUGAAAGUCCGCUUCCAUCUUCUGGGCGAGGAUACCCUGCGGUGGUCCCAGAGGGUGGGGCAUGCCAGUGUCUGCACCCCAGCCAGUGGGGAGGGCCAGGUCCUGAGGGAGGCUGAUCCCUUCUGUUACAGACAGGAGGGCCACCCUUGGAGGUUCUUGGCACAUGGGACACAGGGAUGGGGUCCCUGUGAUGGAGGAUACCAGAGAGCCUUUGAUGUGGACCAGGAAUCACAGCCCAACUAUGACAUUUGGAGGAACACCCUGACCACCCCUGGGGGUGCAGGUUCAACUCAGAGGAGGAGGUGGGGCCUGUCUAAGCUCUCUGGAUGCAGGAGCCAGGGGGCCAAUGACCGGAAAGGACAUAGCAACAAUAGUGUCAGCCCACUCUCAAGUCCCAGGCACCCGAGAAGUGCCCAGCCAGGCUCCCGCUGUCCCUGGACUCCAGAAGGUGAGACAGACAGUGACACCUUGCAUCCAGUCUCCUCAGCCUCUUCCCAAAGUGGGGCUGAGCUAGAAGCUGCUAAGGGCUCCUGCCUAGAGGACACAGGACCCUGUGACUUGGGACCUGAGACCCGAGGUAUAGAAAGGGCCCUUUCUGAUACAUCAGUCAGUGCUGAGUCUCCCGAGGGGUCUAGUGAGUGUGGUAGCCAGCAUCACAGAGGCUCAAGCCAGGUGAGGGUCACAGUUUCCCAGAGGCAAGCCACCCAAGGUGACGGGUCCUGUGUUCCCACCCACAGUCUCUUCUCUUUGAGCCACAUGGACCCUCAGACAGAGAAGUGUAGACAGAGCACCAGGUGCCAGGAGGCCAGAGGCGAGCCUGAGCUGAGGCUGCCCCUGGUCCCAAGCCGUUUUAGCUCUUUGGACACACAGAGAGAUGCUCUCCCAGCUCCUGCCAGUGCCCCGGCCCAACGGAGGCAGAAAAAGCAGAAGAGGCCAGCUGGUAUUAUGUGCUUGCCCAGUGUCCCUGCCUCUUGCCAAGUGGCUCAGAACGGCCAUGCCAGGCAGUGUGACUAUUGCAGGAACACUCAAUCCUCGCUGGACACAAAUGCAAUACCUCAGGAAAGAGAACAGGCCUGCCCAGGAGGCCCCACACCACUAUCUCCUCCAAACUCACCCAGGGCUGGGCAUCAGGCCUCCAGCAAUGUGAGAUCACCAUUCUCCAGUUCUCUUGACUUUCAGGGCCCACAAGCCACCAGCAAAGCCACCACCAUCCCCAUGAGUGACUCCGACUGUGCGUCCAGCGUUUACCAUCCUAGAACUCACUCUGCAGAACCGGCAGGGGACCCUGAGUGUCCAGCUCACUCUCCAACUCCCACACCUGUCCACACAGGAGACGUCGGCUGCCUGUGGGACAAGGCAGGGACCACCCCUGAGCCUCCCUCGUCCUCUGUGUCGCUGGACAGACAGCCUGAAGCAGAAGACCCAAGACCCCACCAAGAUUGCUGCUGCUCACAGGUGGCAGCAUCCUCUGUCCUCACAGCCCCCAGUGGUCAAACACAGGCCCCCAUCUCUGAGGCCUGCUGGGGGGCCAGCAGCUUCUGUCCAACUGCCCCCCAGGAACAAAUAUGUUCCAGAAAGGAUCCUACAAGCUGCAGUAGUACCAGCAGUGGCCAGAAGCAAGCUGAUGACCAUGCUGAGCCCAGGAAGACUCUGCUGGGAAAGUCCCCCGGUAUCAGGGGAAGCCUUGAGGAACAGGAAGGGGAUGGUGGUGUGACACCCAGUGCUCUGCCCUACACCUCUCCAGACGCUGUGGUUCGUGAGUGGCUAGGCAACAUCCCAGAAAAGCCGGUACCCAUGACCUAUGAGAUAGAAGGUGAGACCACAGAGGUGGCCCAUGAUGGCCCAGAAAGUCCUGAGGACGACCUCGGUGAUGGCUGCUCUCUGGAAGCCCGUAGGGAACUGGCUCAGGCCAGACAGCAGCCCCCAGAAGGGGUCACUGAUGAGCAGCCAGAGCCGGCAGGAGCCCUCCCCAGGACUGGUUCUGUGUGCUGCAAACUAGGAGAUGAUCCACGUCAUGAUACAGCAUCAGGUGAAGGGGCCAAGGCCCCUGCAGAAGCUGGGAUAGGAGAAGGGACCACUGUGGACCAUGGUGUGAGCCUAUGCGCGCUGCCCAGCAGGGUCUCGGCCUCCACCCAGAUCAUGAAGGCCCUGCUGGGCUCCAAGCCAGGCCGGCCCAGCAGUCUACCAGAGGUCUCCAGCACAGUAGCCCAGAGGCUCAGCUUCUCUGCUGGGGCCCUCAUCGCCUGUCUUGCCAGGCUCCAUUUCUUUGAUGAGGAUCUGGGCCCUCUGGACAGCAACGCGAGGCUUGAAGAGUCCCCUAGGUACAAGGAGAUGCUGAGCAUCUCCCGGGCCCUGUGGCCUGGGAGUGAGCUUGGGCAAAGCCAGCUGGACAUUGGCCUCAGGAAGCUCACUUCACACCAGGCUCUGCUGGGGACCGAGGACUGCACACCCACCUCCUCCUCUGGCGUGGAUGUCAGCAGUGGCUCUGGGGGCUCAGGUGAGAGCAGUGUGCCCUGUGCCCUGGAUAAUAAUACCCUGGCUCCCGAGAGGGUAGAUUUGCCCUUGAAAAUCCCCUCUCAAAGACCUGAUUCCAGGAACCAGGGGUACCCAGAGGGACUGAGUCAUUCCGCAGCCUCAUCUGGCUCCCAGGCGUGGGCUGGCCCCGCCAGUGGGGAGGAGUCAGGUAAAGGUGGCAGGAAGCGGAAGUGGGGCAAUGCUCCAGAACAAUCCGCGGAAAGCACAAGGCCGGAAGAGGAGGCCCAAUCAGAAGAGGCAGAAGGGAGGGUAAGAGAGACGCUACAGAAAGAUGGUGUCCAGGGGGAGGGGCUUCCGGAAGAAAAGGCUGGAGUCUGCAGUCCGGAAAUGCCUCGAGCUGGCUCUCGGGAUGGGGAGAGCUACCCAGAAGACACCAAAGUGUCAAAGGAUGAAGCAGGAAGAGACGCUGCCUCUGGAGGGCUGUGGCCCCUAGAUGGGAGAGAGGAACCCACAGAGUCCCCUCACCGUUUCAGUGGGAGCAACUCAAAUGAUCGCGAGAGUCCAAGUGUUCACAUAUUGGAGCAAGGGUUGGAAGAGGUGUCCACCGUGGCUGCCAUGGGCUGCGAGCAAGCCAGUAUCAAGGCCAGCUCACAAACCAGGGAGACGAGCACAUCCACGGCCCACAGAGGAUGUCUGGACCCUGACCCAGUCUGGGUGUCCAAGCUGCUGAAGAAGAUAGAGAAAGACUUCAUGGCUCACCUGGCUGGUGCCACAACUGAACUCCGAGCCCGAUGGAACCUUCACGACAACAGCCUGCUGGACCAGAUGGUGACCGAGCUGGAGCAGGAUGUGGGCCGAAGGCUUCAAGCAAGCACUGUCAGGGAAGUCAGGAAGAUCCAGAGCCGGCAAGGGAGGAUGGUCCCGGAACCACCCCGGGAACCCCUCAGAGGUCAAACAUCACUACAGACAGAGCAGCGCAGGCGCCGCCUUCAGGGCCUGCGCAACUUCUCAGCCUUCCCUGGCCAGGGCCCCCUCUCCCUCACCCUGGAGGAUGGGCCCACUCUCAGUACAGCCUUAGGGACCAGGCCAGGUGUGGGGGCCGUGGGGGAUGAGUUCUGUCCCUGUGAAGUCUGCCUGAAGAAGAAGAAGAUCCCUAAAUCCCCAAAGGAUGCCGCAGGAGUCUCCAGCGCACCGGUCAAAAAGGCCUUUGACCUACAGCAAAUUCUGCAGAGCAAGAAAGGAGGUAGGAAUAGAGAGGCCAUGGAGGUGGCCCCUCAGAAGGCAGGGAUGAUGUUGCCUCAGGAGGACCCCAGAACUGUCCAAGCAACUGAUGGAAAGCAGGAGCUGAGCUUGGCCCCGGGGCCCGGGGUAGAUGAGGGAGAGGAGGGGGAAGAGAGGCAGAGACUGAGAGGAGAGACGGAUCCCGAGUUCUUGAAAGAAGAAGGAGCUGGCUGCCAUGUGCCAGAAGAGGAUGCAGCCACUUCGAGAGAAAGGGAAAUCCACAUCAGUGCUGCACAAGAAAGCCGGCAGCUAGAGGAGAGUGUGACCAAGAAGGAAGAAACCCCGCACCCGCGCUUUAGAGAUGGAGACGCUUCGGAGGUUCCAGGAAGACAGGGUGAUGGCAGCCAUUCUGUGGAGACUCAGGACGCUUCCAGAGAAAGACAGCCAGAGGUAGAAGGAGGAAAUCAAGAUGAAAAGGAGAAUGGUCCUUGGGUUAGUUCAGGAGAGAGCCAGAGAGGGGUGGUUUCUGAAAACAUCAGCCUAGACCACGAGGGGAGGCUCCACAACCGCCACAGGAGACCAGGCCCCCAACGCCGUCCUGCAGCGCACUGCACCAGGGCAUCAUCUCCGAGCAGCUGCUCACAGGUGUCUCAGAAGGGCUCAGAAGAAGAUUUUCCAAGUGGAGCGCUCAAGUGCACCAAAGCCAAGAGCAGCAGGGACUUGGAUGCAGAGAGAAAAGUCACCAUGAUGUAUCCAGAAAGUUCCUCUUCGGAACGAGAAACCCCCUCCAGCCCAAGACCUCCAAAGCAGGAGGAAGGAGACGUCUGUCAUGCAGGAGAUGAAGAGACAGCUGGAAGCUUGAUUUGUACCCAGGUUGGGGGUAGGGUAGAUGGCUUUGGCCAGGAUGACUUAGAUUUCUAGGUAUCCAAUGAUAGGGUAGUAAUGAGUCUGAGUGAUGCCUGCAUAAAUAUAAUACCCGUGUACCCAAGGGAAUAUCAAACCACUCUACAAGGGACAUGGACAAAGACAAGGAAUUGCUACCCACCCUGGAGCUGCAGGCCUAGCGACUCAGGAGGCUAUGGUGGGAGAAGAGAGAGUUCAAGCCCUGCCUGGGCUAUAGAGCAAGUUCAAAAGCCAACUUGGGCGACUUAGUGUGACAUUGCUUCAGGGUCUGAGACUAUAGCCCAGGGGUGGAGUGCUUGCCUGGCGGAUUUGUGGCUCUAGGUUCAACGGUAAUAACAAUGAAAAGGACUUGCCAAAGAUAGACCACACCAUGCUGUCCCUAGGAUCUAAACUCAAGGCCCCCAGACUCGGUGUACAGCAUUGGCUGUGAGCCUGACAUGUUAUGAGAUGUCAGCCAUUCCUCUGUCCACAGAUACAUUCAGGGUCAUGGGAUAAAGUUUGUUCUCAGCCCCAGUGUCCUAGGUUCCAUCCCCCACAACUCAUACUAUUUGUAAGGGGGAAGCAAAGAGCCGGAAGGAAAAGUGGUCGCCCAGUGACCAGAAAUCGUAGACAGCUUUGGAAAGGGACUGGAUGCAACACCCUCCAUCAUUUUCUGGAUGUUUUGCCGAGAUAUAAUAUUGUUCUCUGUAUAAUAUUUAUAUACUGCUUUCCCAAACGCUUAAAUA